CGCAAACGACAGUCCUCCGUCACUUAUCUUAUCACACGCACAUAGCGAUUGCUCGAGCGGUAUUAUACAACGCUAAUAGAUAGCAAACAUAAUUUCGGAUGCGCAACUGGUCAGUACUGUGCUCAUCGACGCUCGGCCAACAUCAUGGACGUUCUUAGUGUACUGAAAACACGCUUGGAAAUCAUAGAUGAUUCCGUCACGUCCAACGAACUGGUUAAUCGUCUGGUGGCGCGUGGUCCCCUGGAGGAGUCACUGCACCUAACAGAGCUGGACACCCUUGUGAAGCGGCACUAUCAAUGGUUGAAGCACCUGCCCCGGGUUCGUCCAUUUUACGCUAUCAAAAGCAACGAUGAGCCGUCGAUUGUGGAGACUACUCUUCUGCUUGGAUGUGGCUACGAUUGUGCGUCGACCGGCGAGCUGAAGCGGGUUUUAGGUUUCCGCGUGGAUCCAGAUAGAAUCAUGUUCGGGCAGCCGAUGAAAACAAUCGAAUCGUUGGAGUUUGCGCGGAAGUUGAAGGUCAGGACGGUAUUCGAUUGUGAGAGUGAGCUGCGAAAGAUUCACCAGUACUAUCCGGAGGCGAGUGUUGUGCUACGGUUUCGUUUGGUAAUGCCGGAGGAUCCGCAGAAUUUGGGCAUCAAGUUUGGAUGCGAGGCGGAUCUAGAGGCUAAGGAACUGCUGAACUUGGCAAAAGGACUGGGCAUAAACGUGAUCGGUUGGUGUUUUAAUCUGGGGCAUGCGUGCAUCAAUCCGACGAACUUUUACACUGCGAUCAAGAAAGGCAGAGAGUUGACCGACUAUGCGGAAUCGAUUGGAUUCAAGUUUAACUAUAUUGAUUUGGGAGGAGGCAUUUCCGGAGAUAAGCAUGUCGCGCUUGAGCCGUAUGCAGAACAGAUUAACAAAGGGCUGGACGAGUUUUUCCCGGAAGAGUUGGGUUAUACGAUCAUUGCCGAACCGGGGCGAUACUACAGUGCUGCAGCUAUUACAGCUGUGGUACCGAUUCAUGGCAAACGGGUGAUUCGAAACGAAAACGAUCCCCAACAGAUAGAAAAUGUGUUUUACUAUUUCAAUGAUGGAGUCUAUGGCACGUUUUACAGUGCCAAAUACCGGGGUAAAGCUGUGAAACCCAUAGUUUGGAAGCCGCACAGCGAGUGCGGACCGGAAAGGCAGACGACAUUGUACGGCCCCACCUGUGAUGGAAUUGACUUCUUUGCGAAGGAUAUCCGGAUGGCCGAGCUGGAUGUAUCGGAUUUUGUUGUGUUUGAGAAUCAAGGAGCAUAUUCCAGAGUGCAUUCGUGCAGGUUUAACGGAUUUUGUCCUCCAAGACCGGUUAUUUUUAUACGCAAAAGUGUUUGGGAAAUUUUGGAGGAGGUUUCGGACAACAAUGCCACACAAACAUUGCUGGAGAGCAAGUAUUUACUUGAAAAUGUUGGAAUUGAAAGAUUGGUCUAUGAAUAAACACAGUUUUGCUUUUCAGCAUA
Molecule: messenger RNA, 1478 nt
Organism: Armigeres subalbatus
Lineage: Eukaryota; Metazoa; Arthropoda; Insecta; Diptera; Culicidae
Product: ornithine decarboxylase 1-like
Exons: 2
Coding region: 145-1455 (436 amino acids)
Cellular component (GO): cytoplasm
Molecular function (GO): ornithine decarboxylase activity
Source: RefSeq, a predicted model, not a curated record